AUGCUGUUAUUCGGGUUUGGCCGGUUAAUAUAUGUUACGGUUCUACUGAUCAACGCCGUGUGUGUCCUGUCCGAGGACCGAUUUCUUGCCAGAAUCGGAUGGGGUCGCUCACAGCCAGAGCCAGGGUUUGGCUCGAGUUAUGACAACUCAAGCGUCAAGGCCAAGACGGUCAAUCUGAUUACCAGUGUCCGCACUGUGAUGCGAAUACCGCUUAUUUUAAUUAACGCGGUCAUCAUCAUAUACGAACUGAUCCUGGGAUGA
This is a messenger RNA of Talaromyces rugulosus, 261 nucleotides long. RefSeq lists its product as uncharacterized. The coding region runs from base 1 to 261 and encodes 86 amino acids. The record is from RefSeq and is a predicted model, not a curated record. The transcript is spliced from 4 exons. NCBI's taxonomy places the organism in Eukaryota, Fungi, Ascomycota, Eurotiomycetes, Eurotiales, Trichocomaceae. Gene Ontology annotation, cellular component: COPII-coated ER to Golgi transport vesicle; endoplasmic reticulum membrane; Golgi membrane. Gene Ontology annotation, biological process: endoplasmic reticulum to Golgi vesicle-mediated transport.